GGUAAUAAUUGCUACGUGCCAUCUUCAAAGAUAUAUAUAUCAAGAAAAACGCAAUAAUUUUGAAUACUUACCCAGAUAACCUGGCCGCAGUACUUCAAAGGCUGGGACGAUCUGACGGACAGACAGAUAGAUACGUUUCCGAAGCUGACGUAUCCUUUACUCAUGUUGCUGGCAGAAGAUCUUAACUUUCGAUACAACAUGAAGCAGGUGGACGUAUACGGGGUGAACAAGCAGGGCAGGUUCGACGGGCUAGCGGGGGAGCUGCAGCGGGGUGAGGUGGAGGUGGGAGUGGCCUCCAUGUUCAUGAGGACCGACCGCCUGCUGGUGCUGCACUACUGUUCUGAGACUGUUGAGCUCAAGGGAGCGUUCAUCUUCCACCAGCCGUCGCAGUCGGCCGUCAGCAACGUGUUCGUACUGCCCUUCAGCCGUGGCGUGUGGCUGGCGGCAGGUAGCUCAUGCUGUGGCGCCGCGCUACUCCUGGCCGUACUCGCCAGUGUGGUGCGCCGUUUGGACCUGCCGGACCACCGCGUGGCUCGACUCCACCUGGCCGAGAGCUUCACCUUCGCUAUUGGCACCAUUUGCCAGCAAGGCUCGGAGGUGACGCCACAGCUGAUGUCAGCGAGGGUGCUGAUGCUGUUCACGCUGCUGAGCUGCGUCUUCGCGUUCACGGCGUACUCCGCAAAGAUCGUGUCAAUCCUGCAGUCACCCAGCAGCGCCAUGCAGACCAUCGACGACCUGGCGCAGUCACCCAUGCAGCUCGGCGUGCAAGAUACCACCUACAAGAAAGUCUACUUUGCGGAGAGCAAGGAGCCGGCCACGCGGCGCCUCUUCCAGCGCAAGAUACAGCCGCAGGGCGAGCGCGCCUACCUCAGCGUGGUGGAGGGAAUAGAACGUGUACGCACGCAGCUGUUUGCGUACCAGGUCGAACAGAGCUCCGGCUAUGACGUCAUCAGCAGAACUUAUACUGAGAGCGAGAAAUGUGGUCUGAAAGAGAUCCAAGCGUUCAAGCUGCCCAUGGUAGCCGUUCCCAUCCGCCGUCACUCCGGUUAUCGGGAUCUCUUCGCUGUAAGGCUGCGUUGGCAGCGCGAGGUGGGGCUGAUGGGGCGCGCGCGGCACACGUGGCUGGCGGCGCAGCCACAGUGCCGCCAGGCGGGUGGCGGCUUCGUCAGCAUCGGCAUCUCCGACGUGCUGCCGGCGGUGCUGGUGCUGCUAACGGGCGCCGCGCUGUCGGCCGUACUGCUACUUCUAGAGAUCGCGGUUCACGCGCUACCCUCACACCCGCCCCCGCUAAGACAAUGGUGCACUAAAAACUACGAGAAAUAAAGACACUCUUCUAAUCGAUUUGUUUUAUAUUUAUAUUUUGGAUAGUUGACGUUACCA
Leptidea sinapis is the source of this 1380-nucleotide messenger RNA. RefSeq names its product glutamate receptor ionotropic, kainate 4-like. Lineage: Eukaryota; Metazoa; Arthropoda; Insecta; Lepidoptera; Pieridae. Gene Ontology annotation, cellular component: membrane. Gene Ontology annotation, molecular function: ligand-gated monoatomic ion channel activity. The record is from RefSeq and is a predicted model, not a curated record. The transcript has 8 exons. The coding region runs from base 163 to 1323 and encodes 386 amino acids.